AUGUUAGCGGCAGAACAGGAAAACACUCAGCUCAGAGAGGAACUGGUUAACCUCAAGGGAGAGAUGGAAAGAAUGGCACUUAUGAUGGAAACUAUGAUGGCUGAGAGAGAGCAAGCAGCAAUCUCCAAUUCAACUCCUGUUGUGGUUGUCACAGCUGCACCUGAGGGUCCCCCGCAACCAUCUCCAACUACUACUACAACUAUCGGCCUCACCCAACCUCUGAUGACUGAUUUUUCUUCUGGUAAUAUGGCAACUAUGGGUAACUCAGGCUUCCGUCCUCUGGGCCCCCAGGGUCCCUUUGCUACUCCUCAGUAUUCCAUGCCUUCAGGCUACCCUUGGGGCAUGCCGAUUGCAACUAACGGGGGUUUUGGUCCAGGCGCUACUGAAAUGCCAUUCACACAGGGUCAACAGACUUCGGCACCUUUCCAGAUGAGUCAACCGAUUCCUCAAGCUACCAUGACUCAAGCAGGUCCUACUGUGCAUGUUGGGCCACAACAUGAAGAGCAGAUUUAUCACUCCGACAGUAUAAUGGGGGAUGAUAAAGCUAUCGAUUGGGAAGAAAGGUUCGGUGCUCUAGAGAAGAAGAUGAGUAAUAUGCGGGGGAAGGAAACAGUCGUCCAAAGCAUAUAUGACCUUUGCUUAGUACCAGAUGUAAACAUACCUCCAAAGUUCAAGAUGCCUGUAUUUGAGAAGUAUCAAGGGGACACGUGUCCACAAAAUCAUCUAACUAUGUAUAUUAGGAAGAUGAUAGCUUACAAGAAUAAUGUUCCCUUACUCAUUCACUGCUUCCAGGAUAGUUUGACUGGUCCGGCAGAUACCUGGUUCAUGGGGUUGAAAGGAGUCACUACUUUUGAACAGUUGGCUGAGGCCUUCAUGCAACAGUACAAAUAUAAUACCUAUUUGGCGCCAAGUCGCAAAGAGUUGCAGUCCUUAACCCAGAAAGAGAAAGAAUCGUUCAAAGAAUACGCACAACGCUUCAUUCAAAAAGCUGCUCAGAUUCGUCCUCCCUUGGAUGAGAGGGAACUUUCAGAAUUGUUCUAUGAAACCCUGAGCCCUUGUUAUUCAGAAAAGAUGAUUAAGUUCACUGACUUGGUGGAAACAGGAAUGCGUAUCGAGGAGUGGGCUCGUAAGGGAGCAGCUGUUUCGGGAAGUUCUUCAGGUGGUUCUUCAGGGGUUUUGUCCAAUGGUAAUAAGAAAUUUGGGAAUGGUUACCCAAAGAGGAAUGCUCAAGAGGUUGGCAUGGUGGCUCAUGGAGGACCUCAGCCCGUGUACCCUAAUCACCCCUUUGUUGCCAACAUCACCCCACAAAUGACCGCACCCCAGAACCCAAACUAUCAAUCACCCAGACCUCAAGGACCUGCACCAUACUACCCCCCAUUAUACCAACCACUAUACAACCUACAACAAUUCCCUCAACAACCAUAUUACCCCCAACAACCAUACCAACAAAGACCACAGCAACAACCCCGUCCUCAGGCUCCUCACAAUCAGCAGAAUCAAAGGCAACAAUUUGACCCCUUGCCAAUGACCUAUGGAGCAUUGCUCCCUUCUUUACUUGCACAGAAUCUGGUCCAAACAAUACCACCUCCUCGCAUUCCAGACCCUCUCCCACGCUGGUACCGUCCGGACCUUCAUUCUCGGAACAAUCCUCUGCCUACUCAUGGGCCUGCUGUUAAUAUGAUUCAAGACGAUCAGGAAGAGGCUCGCAUUCUCUCUGUAGGUGAUAUCAAGACUCCUCUGGUACCGAUACAUGUGAAAAUGUGUAGAGCAACUCUCUUCAACCACAAUCAUGAAGCUUGUGACAUAUGUUCGAUGGAUCCUCGUGGAUGUAUACAAGUCCAGAAUGAUGUGCAGGGUCUCCUAAAUAGAAGGGAACUUGUGGUUACAAGGGAACCCGAGAGCAAGGACGUCUGUGUUGUCACUCCGGUAUUCAGAGCCAGGAGGCCGCUGGUGAUAAACCCCAACAGUACAAAACCCGUUGGUACUCCCUUGGUAAUCUGUGUGCCUAGGCCCACGCCUACUACUGCUCAGAAAGCUGUACCCUACAAGUAUGAAGGCACGAUUCUAGAGCCCGGAAGUGAGACAACUUCACCUGUUGCUGUGGAUAAUAUCGCAGAGAAUAGCCGAAUUUUGAGGAGUGGCCGCAUCCUUCCCACGGUGGGUCCGAAGAGUGUUAGUGUUCCGGUCGAUGAGCCAGUAAAAGAGCGAAACGCCGGUAAAGGUAAAGCUGGGGAGCAGGCCAAAGAGGUUGACUUUGAGGAUGCCGAUGAAGUCUUGAAGCUGAUCAAGAAGAGUGAAUACAGGGUGGUGGACCAGCUGUUACAAACUCCUGCGAAGAUUUCCAUCAUGGCCCUGUUGUCAAGUUCUGGUGCUCAUCGGGAUGCCCUGAAGAAAGUACUAGACCAGGCAUUUGUGGAUUAUGAUGUAACUCUGGGUCAAUUCGAAAGCAUUGUGGGGAAUGUGACCGCGUGUAACAGUCUGACUUUCAGUGAUGAAGAUCUCCCGGCGGAGGGGAAUAAGCAUAAUCAAGCAUUACUCAUCUCUGUACUUUGCAGAACGGACUCGUUAUCCAACGUCCUGAUAGAUACCAGCUCUGCACUUAAUGUGAUGCCCAAGUCAACUCUCGACCAAUUGGCGUACUCCGAGGCUCCUUUGAGACUUAGCAAGGUGACGGUGAGGGCCUUCGAUGGAACUAGGAGAUCGGUGUAUGGUGAGGUAGAUUUGCCAAUUUCGGUCGGCCCACAUGAAUUUCAGGUUACUUUCCAAGUCAUGGAAAUCCAGGCUUCUUUCAGCUGUUUGCUCGGCAGACCAUGGAUUCAUGACGCUGGGGCUGUGACAUCUACUCUCCAUCAGAAAUUGAAGUUUGUAAGUCGUGGAAAGUUGAUCACUGUGAGUGGCGAAUCGGCCUUUUUAAUCAGAAAUUUGUCUGCUUUCUCUGUUAUCGGUGGUAGUGGUUCAGACGGGCCAUCAUUCCAAGGGUUCUCUGCCGAAGAAAGUGUCGGCAAAAUUGAGACUUGUAUGGCUUCGUUGAAGGAUGCCCGGAGAGUAAUUCAGGAAGGCAAAACCGAAGGCUGGGGUCAGCUAGUGGAGUUGCCAGAAAACAAGCAGGUUCUUUCCACAGUGCUGGUUUCAUUCAUGAUUCGCCAGAGACCAAUGCAAUUUUAG
Medicago truncatula (barrel medic) is the source of this 3165-nucleotide messenger RNA. RefSeq lists its product as uncharacterized. The record is from RefSeq and is a predicted model, not a curated record. Bases 1 to 3165 code for a protein of 1054 amino acids. The transcript is spliced from 4 exons. Lineage: Eukaryota; Viridiplantae; Streptophyta; Magnoliopsida; Fabales; Fabaceae.